CCAUAACCAAUGUGUUCUAUUAACAGUUGCACACAUGAUUGAGACAUUGCUCGAGUAUUUGCAAUACACUGGCAUUUGAUGAUUGCUUUAGCAAUUACCUUUGCUGUCCUGUAUUUUGUACAGACAUUUCCCAGACUCCAGUCCAGAGACAUGACAUGAACUGGACUGUGGACUAGAUUGCUAACUCGCUAACGUUAGACCAUUAACGUGCCUUUGAAUGAUCGAAUUUGUAACUAACUUUAACGUCUCGAGCUGUAUUCAAAACGUUAAUUCAUGACCACGAUUACCUUUUUUUGAUGUUACUGAUCAAAUUGCUUUACCCACUAACGUUAGCAAGUUAUCUGCCCACCUAGCUGGCUUGAAGAUUGAAAGGUGAAUGGAGGCAACACAGCUGAUCGAUGACUCAAUAUUGGAAGAGUCAGAGGAGGAGGAGGAUGGAGAGAAGCGAGGAGAGCCACUGGCCAAACUCAGGGUGUUAAAAAAUAAACACAUCACAGAGACUGAGUUGCCUCUCUACCAGGGAGAAAAUGUGUUAGGUCGAAACCCAGACUCCUGCUCCCUGCCCCUUGUGGCCCGCUCCGUAUCCAAGCAACACACCAUCAUCUCCAUCUCAAUGUUUCGCGGCAACCGUCGUCACGGCAACGUUGCCGCCAUGGAGACAGAGGCUUUAGUGUGGGACCUGGGCAGCAUGAACGGGACAAGGAAGGGCCGGACCAAACUGACCCCUCACGUCCGCUACGCUCUGACCGAGGGAGAGUGUGUGGUAAUAGCUGACAUCCCCUGCCAGUAUGUCUCUGUGGACCAGAGGGGGGGACAGGGGCACAUGCAGAACCCGACAAACGCACACUCUGGAAGGGGAAGGAGGUCAGGGCCAGACAGGAAGGCCCAGCUCAGAGGAAGCCCUAGCGGCCAAGGUCUGGGACGAGAGACUGGCACACCGAAGACUGAGGGUAGAGGAGUUAAUGGAGAGAUUGGGGCACCAUCGUUAACUGAGCUGGGUGGAAAGGGUAAAAAUCUGGCCAAACCCCUGUCAUUUGAACAAACCCCCACACAGCCUGAGAGGACACUGGUGCCUGAGUCUGACUCCGAUGGAGAGCAAGAGGGGCGGAGAGACAAAUGGGGAAAGUUCUUUGUCUCUGAUUCUGACUCACACAUGUCCAGUCCCACCUGUUCUACAUUCCUCAGUCCUACAACCAAAGUCAUUCCAGAGAGUGAGGACGAGAGCCCCAUCACUCCCUCCUCCUCUGCUAAAAACAGACCCAAGAAAAUAGUGAGCUUCAGUGAGGAGGAGAGCGACAUGGAUGGACCGAGACAGCAGCCCAGGAGAAGAAGAGCUCAAGUGAUAGUGGACGACAGCGAAGAAGAGGAGGAGGGGAAGGAAGGCACAGAGGCACUAGGAGAGAAGGAAACUGGCAAAAGGACAAGAGGAAAGGAGGAUGUGUCAGUGGUGAACCAGGUCAGUCAAGCUGAGAGAGAUCGAUUAACCCCCUCUGCACCAAUGGUGUCUACAGGGGACACGUUUAACAUGGACAGUGACACAGACGUAGAGGGAGAGGAGGAGAUGGGGCUGUCUGCACCUGUAAAUGCUGUUAAGCCACCAGCCGCAACAGAACCUCCUACUACAGACUCUGACCCAGGCCAGAUCCACAUGGACAGUGAUACUGAUGUAGAGGAAGGGGAUACUAUGGACGGUGACGUUAAGUUAAUGCUAACUGCUGCCGAUGUGGAGAGGAAACCAGUAGAUUCUGUCCCAGUGGUGCAGCCAACAGAGAUACACCUGGACAGUGAUACAGAUGUGGAUGAUGAUGAUGAUGUGUCAGACAGUGCUACCAAUGUUACCUCCUUCGUAUCCGAUCCGGCUGAGAAACCAGACGAUCCUGCCCCUGCAGUACCACCCGUAGAAUUCCACCUAGACACUGACACAGAUGUGGAAGAGGAGGACACAGACACACAUUCCAAAACAGUUCCAGAAUCAGAUUCUAGUGGGAUCAGAACAGGGAUUGCUGGUCCCCAGGAGAUCCUAUUGGACAGUGAUACUGAUGAAGAAGACAGCCCGUUUACCCCUCCGGCUAGCAGCAGAACAGCGGAGCUCCUUAAUCCACCCACCAGUGUAGGACCUGCAGCUGCUGCUCCUCUGGAGAUCAGGUCUGACAGCGACACUGACUUAGAGGAAGACUCCACACAGACCAUGAACCUUCCUCCUCCUAAUGUCACCACGGUAACGGAGGAUGCGGUGUUAGCGUCGCGACAGGCCGUGCUUCCAUCACCCACAAUUACAACAACAACCGGUGCUGUUACCAAGACAAUCGCUCUCAGGUCUCAGGACUCUGAUGCUGACACAGAUGCUGAGGAGGAGAGGUUGGAGCCCAAACCCCGGAGUCGGCCCCCAGCAGGGAUGGUCCCGGAGUCGGCCCCCAGUAGGGAUGGUGUCGGCCCCCAGCAGGGAUGGUCCCGGUGUCGGCCCCCAGCAGGGAUGGUCCCGGAGUCGGACCUCAGUGAGCCCAGUGACUUCAGGAUGGACAGCGAUACAGAAGAGGAUGGACCAGGAGAGGCAGGCCAGGGACAGACUGCAUGUCGGCUCAGAGAGGGGGCAGUUGGCCCUGGGCUGCCCCCCCUGGGGGGUUCCCCUGGCCCUCAUCAGAAGUGCUCCACCCCUUUGGCAUCGUCAGUACAGGAGGAGAUGGAGACUCAGGCCUUCUUCUGUCCCUCUGACCCCUUCAGACGCCCAGCUCUCCCUCCUGUGCUGAGGCCUACAGCAGCAUUGUCCUGCUCUGCAUCAGACAGCCAGGAGGACGAUGACUUUGUGGUGGCCGAGACCCAGUCAUUUGUGUUGGAGGCCCAGAACCAGGGCCAUCAGAGCAGCCUUCCAGUGGAACCAACCCUGGAUGCUACGCAGCCCUACGGUUUGGAGCCUUCCUUGGGGGAGGACCGGGAGGAGCAGCCCAGCCGAGGCUCCUCCCAGCUGGGUCUGUCAGACAGCAGCCACCUCCAGGCCAGGGACCAGGCCUCAGAGAGCACCCAGGCAUUCAGCUUCCCAGGUGGGGAUUCUGACCUGGAGGCCACCCAGACCUAUGGAUCUGGAGGGGGGAGAGAGGAGCCUGGCCUGGGCCAGAGGUCUGCGGUGUUCGGGAGGAACAGGCAGGUGGACUUUGUCCUGGAGGCAACACAGGCUUAUGCUGCCCAGCCUCGCAGUGACACAGAGGAGGAAGAUGAAGAGGAGACCCCCAAUGUUGCUACGACUGAAACCCUGCCCAUGUCUGCCUAUGAGGAAGAGGACGGUGAGGAGGAGGAAGAUUUGGUUGGGGCCAUGCCCCUGACCCCAGUAAGGAGAGGGAGAUCUGGAGGAGCAAGGGAGAGAGAGGAAGAGGAGCAGGAGACCCAGACUGGUGAGGUUCUGACCAACCAAUACCUCUCCACAGCUCAAACUCUGGACACGGUCCAGGAGAGUGAUGAUGAGGAAGAAGCCAAACCAGACUCGCCCAGAAGAAGACGGACCCAAAAACAGACAGUAGACGAGGAAGAGAGACAGACUGUCGGCUCCUACCUCUCCACUGCUGAAACCCAGCCCAUGUUUACUGCUGUUGCUGCUGAGGAUGAUGAUGAUAAUGAGGAGGAAGAACUCAAACCUCCAUCACCCAGAAGGAGGGGAAGGUCCCAGAGAGGGAGAGUAGAAGAGGAGGAGACACAACCUAGUGAGUUCCUCACCAGCUCCCACAUCUCCACCGCUGAAACUCAGCCUAUGGGUACUUGUGACACUGAGGAAGAGGAGGAGGAGGACACCAAAGCUAAAGGACGGGCUCAGAGAGAGCGAGGGAAAGAGUCUGAGGCUGGGACAAGCGGAGUCAGCAGUAGAGGUAGAAGAGGAGCUAGAGGAGGAGAGGAGGAGAGCUCUGAGACUCUGAAAACGCAGAUGAGAGGGAAGGGGAAGGCUGUGAACACCGCAGGAGGCGGAGGGAGGAGAGAGGUGUUGCCUGAGGAGGAAGAGAGUGAGAAAGAAGAAGAGGCGGAGGUGGUUGAGCAAGGGAGGAGGGGAAGAGGAAGAAAGAGUGUGAAACAACAGAAAGAGGGAGAAAAAGAAAGACUUGAGGAAGAGGGAAUAGAGAAGGAAAGACAAGAACAGCCUGAGAAGGAACGGUUGCAGAAGGGAAAAGUAGAAUCAGAAAGGGUUAUGAAGGAACAACAGGACAGAGAGAGGAUGGAACAGGAACUUAAAGAACAAGAUGAGAGAUUAGAGAGUGUGGAAAGAGAAGAAACAGAAAGGAUAGAGAGGGAGAAAAGAGAAGAAACAGAAAGGAUGGAGAGAAGGAUGGAGAGGGAGAAAACAGAACAGGAGAAAACAGAACAGGAGAAAACAGAACAGGAGAAAACAGAACAGGAGAAAACAGAACAGGAGAAAAGAGAGCGGCUUGAGAGGGAAAGGAAGGAACGAGAAGAGCAAGAAAGACUGCAGUGCGAGAGGACAAAAAGAGAAAAGAAGGAGAGAUUAGAGGAAGAAAAAGAAAGAAUAGAGCGGGAGAGGAAAGAAAUAGAAGAGAGGAACAGACUGGAGAGGGAGGAAAAAGGGAAGCAAGAACAAUUGGAGAGAGAAAGGGUGGAGAAAGAGAGGAUAGAGGGAGAACAAGCAGAAAAGCAAAGAUCGGAGAAAGAAAAAAUGGAAAGGGAAGAGAAGAGAAAACAGGAGAGAGAACUAUUGAAGAAGAAAAAGGAAGAGAAGGAGAGAAACCUGAAAGAAAAACUGGAGAGGGAGAAGAAGGAAAGAGAAAAGAGGGAAGUCGAGGAGAAAGAAAAGGAGAUAAAAGAACGACAGGCGAAGGAACAAGGAGAAAAACAAGCCAAGAAAGACGACGAAAAUGAGCUAAAAACAUCCAGGAGAGGUCGCAGAGCAACAACCAGGAGAACCGUCACGGUUCCACCCACAACGGAACCACAACCUGAACUUAAUAUUCUGUCCAGCACACCAGAACCAGUCCCAGCUAGUAUAACUAGGUCUCGCUCCAACUCUUCCAACUCUGUCAGCUCUGAGAGAUCCAGCAUAGACACCCUGGGGAGCAGAGGGAGAGGGGGCAGGAAGACCACCAGCACCACAGAGCCAGCCCCGGGUCCAGACAACCCCACCCGCAACAGCACCAGGAGAAGGACGUUGGUCGGGACGGUUGUGGCUCCCCCUGCUGCUGUGGAGGUCACAGUGCAGGACAUUCUCUCCAGCGAACAGUUUGUUGCCAGGAGAACCCGCUCUAGCUCCACCAACUCCCACAGCUCCACCAACUCGGAGGUCUCCACCUGUAUCGUGGAUAGCGUGAGCUCUCAGAGCAAAGGGAGGGGAGGAGGCAGAAGGAGGAAGACUGGAACAGAGUCUGUCUCCCCCAGUAACAGGCAGAGUGAGCAGCCUCCAGCCCACAAGCCCACAGCCAGAGGCAGGAGAAGCCAGAAGGUUGAGGAUGAUAGUCCACACCCUGUUAUUAAUGAGAAGGCUGAUUCUCAGGAGGCUGGUGGUACCAUUAGAGGGCAGAAUAAAACUGCCAAAACCAAUGAGCCAGACCCUGUAGUAGCAGAUGAAGAAACCACUCCAGCCCAGGUAACAGAGGACUCCCCCGCUCCUAGAGGGAAUGGAAGAGGCCGGGGCCGAGCCGGCCAGAAAGACAACACACCUGAAUCCACCACUACAACAUUAGGAGGGGACACUCCAAGUGAAGAGGGAGUGGAGUCUAAAACAGGUGGGAGAGGGAAAGGGAGGAAGAGGGGGCUGGAAGAGGAGGAGGAGAACAGUGGGUUCAAGGUUCCCCGGAGGAAAGCUAAGGUUCAGAGGGGAGGGAGAUGCAGGGCUGUAGAGGAGGAAGGAGAGAAAGAGGAGAAACCUGCAUCCACUCCAGCAAAGAGGGGCAGAGCCUCCACUGCACAGGUGAAAAAGAUAGCAGAGGAGGAGAAGAGUAUGGAGAGACAGAGUGAGAAGAUGGAAGAGGAAGAGGCUGGUGCUGUGCAGAGGAAAGUCCGAGGCAGGCAGUUGACGGUUCAGAUAAAGAAAAAAGAGGAACCUGUUUUGGACUCUGUGGUGCCCCAGACCCCUACAGGUAAGGGUAGAGGUAAACGUAGGGCCCCUGUGGAAUCAUCACCACUAGCCAGGACCCCUCGCUCCUCCUCUGCCUCUCCCCUGUCCUCCCUCUCCUCCCCUGGGACACUGGGCCCAGCAAGGGCCGCCACACAGUCCUACAAGGUGUUGUUUACAGGAGUGGUGGAUGAGGAGGGGGGGAAGGUGGUGUCUUGUCUGGGGGGCAGCCUGGCGAAGGGCGUGGCUGACAUGACCCACCUGGUGACUGACCGGGUCCGACGCACCGUCAAGUUCCUGUGUGCUGUGGCCCGCGGCGUGCCCGUCGUCACCACCGAUUGGCUGGAUAAGUGUGGUAAGGUGGGUCGUUUCCUACCUACUGACAGGUACCUGGUGAAGGAUAGGGAGCAGGAGAACAAGUUCAGCUUCUGUCUGGAGGAAUCACUGAGGACCGCCAGCACCCAACCUCUACUACAGGGCUAUGAGGUCCAUGUGACCGGGUCAGUGUUACCAGAGCCAGCCCAGAUGAAGGACAUCAUCGUCUGUAGCGGAGCUCGCUUCCUCUCCACGAUGCCCUCCACUCAGAAGGCCCAGGCCCGGACCCUAGUGAUAUCGUGUGGGGAGGACUGGUCUCUCUGUGCUCCUGCUCGCUCUGCUUCUCUCCACGUCCUCAGUGCUGAGUUCCUGCUAACUGGUAUAUUACAGCAGAGAGUGGACCUGGUAACCCAUGUCCUCUCAGCCCCCAAACCCAGGGCCCAGCCAGGAGCCAAAGGCCAGGCCAGGGGGAGGAAGAUAAUGUAACAAAGACCAAACUCACCUGGGUGGUAUUCAUUAGUGCAUACUGUAGCAAAACCAUAUGCAACAGAAAACAAACACUAGUGUUUCUUAUUGGACAUGUUCAGGUAAUCCCUCCCUGUUUUAGUCUGUUUUCUACCGUCAGGUUAAUAUGACCCUGUCUACAAGGCCAGGGAGAAGGCAUUACGGUUCCAGAGAAGACCACAGACAGACGUGUGUGUGUGUGUGUGUGUGUGUGUGUGUGUGUGUGUGUGUGUGUGUGUGUGUGUGUGUGUGUGUGUGUGUGUGUGAUUGCAUAGCAUGCAACACCCACCUCCACCUGUAUAGAGAACAGUAGCAGGACCAGGCCUCAGAGGAGUGGUAACUACAGUACUACUACCCUGGAGGGGCUGGAGACCAUUAGACACCUGAGAGAGGGGAGGAUUGGGAUGUACAAGAGACAGUGGCAGCAUCCCAAAUGGGACCCUAUUACUUACUUUUGACAAAGAGCCCUGCACUAUGUAGGGAAUAGAGUGCUAUUUGGGACACAGGCGUGAAAGGCUGGUGAGAGGAGACAUCCACCUGUAUGACCAACUAGACUAGAUAGUUGAGAAUGUAUUCACUCUGAUAAGAAGACAAACAAACCCAAGAGAUGGAAAUCUAUUCCUAUGUUUAUGAGGGUAGAGAGAAAAUACAUGCAGAGAAAUGCUCUGAAUAUAUUUGUGUUCAUAAAAAAUGAUAUAAAUAUGAGUUAACAUAGAGGAGACGGAGGAAUAGAUGAGAUCAUUUACUGCCUAUCCCAGUCAUUUAUUUAAUACUCUUCCUCUUUUCCUGUCUUUCCUCCCUCUCCUGAUCUUUUAUCUAUACUGAUUAAAAGCCAUCCUCUCGCCUUUUGUAUAAAGAUAACAAAUAUAUAUAUUAGUGCCUAUUUUACGAGGAUAGUGUUGAAUAUACCAGGUGUCUGUCUUCACCAGCUGUGAUUGCUGAAGGGACACGUCUUCAAUCUUAGAAAAAGGACCGAACUGAUUGUCUUAAUGCUGCUCGUCCAUUUACAUCUUUGUAUGUCUAGGAGUUAUGUGUCUUUAUUUACCGACCAAUAAACCUUUUGUACUGAA
Molecule: messenger RNA, 7932 nt
Organism: Oncorhynchus tshawytscha (Chinook salmon)
Lineage: Eukaryota; Metazoa; Chordata; Actinopteri; Salmoniformes; Salmonidae
Gene: mdc1
Product: mediator of DNA damage checkpoint 1
Exons: 11
Coding region: 377-6844 (2155 amino acids)
Biological process (GO): positive regulation of transcription initiation by RNA polymerase II
Cellular component (GO): nucleus
Molecular function (GO): protein binding
Source: RefSeq, a predicted model, not a curated record